CUGGUAAUCACACGUAAUCUGAUUGUAUGCUCGUUCUCUUGAUUGUUCCGGCGUGAAGAGCAACUGGUGUUGCCGGCGUCUGCAGCGGUCGCCACACAAAGAUUGUUGCGCCUCUAAGCGGGCAACGCUCUUGUCAGACCUCUGCCACAUACGCCGAUGACACCAGUUGCCGUUCACACACACAAGGACGGCCACACACAUGACCUGGCCUCCAUCCAUCACGGCACACAUGCGCAGGCACACUGACAUCGACCGCACGAAAAAGGCAGCGAUAUAUACAGAGCACACUCUCUCACUGAGUUCUGUCAGCUACAUACACACACCAACCCGCGACCUCGACUUGACCGAUCCACCCAUCCAUCCAUCCAUCUACUGGUGCUUCUUGGUGUCGGCGGGCCCGCCCCCCUUGUCCUCUGGUCCUCCGCUCUCCGAUAUCGUCUGAGAGGGCGUGGGUCGCGUGCUGGCGUUGGAUGGAGGGUUGACCACUCGCAGCCGCGGCACACGCCCUCCGCGCCGCAGCUCCUGCUUCUUGACCUCCACAAGCAGCACACCGGCGGAAUACACCAUCAUCACCUGAAUGGAUCAAGACAGGACAGGCAGAUAAUCUGAGCGGUUGGUAUUGCUUGGUGCGUGCGUGUGGCGGUGAGGGCUCACCACGAGGAGGAAGCCGAUGAGGACGAGGGGGAGGGAGAAGACAAUCGAGAUGAAGGCACCAUUGGCGUCGAAGUAGUUCUGCGUAGCGACCGUCUCCCAGUGCUCAGACAGGAACGAGUUGAGCCACUGACUGCUCCCACAUAACACCGCUGAACCAACCAGCACACGCACACGGGCAAGACAACACACAUUGGCUUCCAAACAUCAUGCCUCUCUCCUCUGGCCUGUAUGUGUACCUAUUGUGAAGAAGAUAACGGCCUGCAGGGUGAACCUCCGGUGUGAGAGGAGGACCAAGAGCAGCACCACGGAGUGAAAGACGAUGAGUGAGACGACGAGCGGCUCCGUCCAGUUGAUGGCGUCGAGGAAGUCCCUCGCCUCCUUCCAGAACGUCCUCCGGCUGCUCAUGAACUCCAUCAAGGUCUUGUUGAAGAUGUCCACAAUGUCCAGCUGCUCAGCAUCAAGCUCCGGAUCCAUGACGCUCACAAUUGGAUGUUCACUCAGCAGCGCUGAGUCACGCAACUCUUCAGUGGUACUUCGCGCUGGCUUCCACACAAGCUUGAGGCUGUGCUUUCGUUUUCGCUG
This is a messenger RNA of Vitrella brassicaformis, 1236 nucleotides long. NCBI's taxonomy places the organism in Eukaryota, Vitrellaceae. The record is from the annotation of a GenBank genome assembly.